Messenger RNA from Hordeum vulgare subsp. vulgare (domesticated barley), 1847 nucleotides. Its product is annotated as cupincin-like. Lineage: Eukaryota; Viridiplantae; Streptophyta; Magnoliopsida; Poales; Poaceae. The transcript is spliced from 4 exons. The coding region runs from base 5 to 1513 and encodes 502 amino acids. The record is from RefSeq and is a predicted model, not a curated record.
AGCUAUGAUCACCAACUCAUCCGAUCAGUGUACUCGUCAGCGCGCACCAACAUCGAUCACCAUGAAGCCCGCAGCAGCAAGAUCGCCAUGGCUAGCCCUAGCCAUCGUCCUCUCCCUGUGCCUCUCCCUCUCGUUCGCGUCGUGGGAUGCGGAGGACGAAGGCAGGGGUAGCAGGAGGUGGCAAGAAGGGGGCGACGAAGGGCGGUCCGGCGAGAGUGGCCGGCCGUACCACUUCGGCGAGGAGAGCUACCGGGAGUGGGCCAAGUCCCGGCACGGCCACUUCAAGGUGCUGAAGCGGUUCGACCACGAGCUGAUCCGAGGCUCCAUCGGCGACUACCGCGUGGCGUGCCUGGACGCGGCGCCGCGCGCGUUCCUGCAGCCCAGCCACUACGACGCCGACGAGAUCGCCUACGUGAGGGAAGGCGAGGGCGUGGUCGUGCUGCUGAGGAACGGGAAGCGGGAGUCCUUGUGCGUCAGGGAGGGCGACGUCUUCGUCAUCCCGGCCGGCUCCAUCGUGUACUCCGCCAACACGCACCGCUCCAAGUGGUUCCGCGUCGUCAUGCUCCUCAACCCCGUCUCCACGCCGGGCAGCUUCCAGGAGUUCUUCCCUAUUGGAUAUGGGGGCGAGCAGCAGCCGGAGUCCUUCUUCAGCGUCUUCAGCGACGAGGUUAUCCGGGCGGCAUUCAACACUCGGCGGCGGGAGGAUGUUGACAGAGUGUUCAAGAGGAAUAGCAGAGGUGAGGGUGAGAUAUCUGAGGCGUCGGAGGAGCAGAUACGGGAGCUGAGCAGGUCGUGCUCCAGGGGAGGACGCGGCGGCGGAGGCGGCGGAGGCGGAGGGUCUGGUUCCGAGAAGGAGGACAUCCGGCCGCGCAGCCUCACAGGCGAGAAGCCCCGCUACUCGAACAAGCACGGCAGGUUGCACCAGAUCACCGGCGACCAGUGCCCCCACCUCCGCAACCUCGACUUGGAUGUCAACCUCGUCAACAUCACCCGGGGCUCGAUGACGGCACUGAGAUACACCACCCGGGCGACCAAGAUCGUCGUCGUCGUGGAGGCCGGAAACGACGGCAACUACUUUGAGAUGGCGUGCCCGCACCUCUCCAGCUCCGGCCGUUCUGAACGCCGGGAGCGCGGCAGGAGCGAGGAGCAGGGAGGACAGGAGGAGGAGAAGGGCCACGGCGGCGAGCAGGAGAAAUCGAGGGGCUACAGGCAGGUGAGGGCCGAGAUCAAGGUGGGCUCGGUGAUCGUGCUCCCGGCUGGCCACCCGGCGACGUUCGUGGCCGGGAACGAGGGGAACCUCGCGCUGCUGUCCUUCGGCGUGGGCGCCAACAACGACGAGGAGGUGUUCAUGACCGGCGGGAACAGCGCGCUGAAGCAGCUGGACGAGGCGGCCAAGGCGCUGGCGUUCCCCCAGCAGGUGAGGGAGCUGGCGGACAAGGUCAUCCGCGCGCAGACGGAGGCCGUGUUCCACGACGGCCCGCAGCAGCAGCGCCGCGCCUUCUUCGACAUGUGAGCGGCGACGAUCUCGACUCGAAUGUGGGCAUGCAUGCAAUUCGUGGAGCUGCUUGCAUGCAUGCAUGAGUGAUGAGUGUAGAUGUGUGGCGGGAAUAAAAAGCUAGUAGUACGUACGCGCGGCACGGUGCUGCCUGGCUACAGGAGUACGUGCGUGUAGCAGAGGAGAGGUUUGUAUGUCUCAUGUAUGUGCAUGCUUGUGUUCAAGCGUGCGCGGUUGUGUACGUACGCGUGCAUGUACGGGAGUUUUCUAUGUAUGCAAGUUUUCUAUGUAUGUAAGUGUACGUGAGUUUUUCGGUAAUAAUAACGUGAUUUGGCCCGUCGGCUGGUAGGAA